AUGGGUCUCCUAUCCUACGUGAAGCCCGCCAAGAAGGACAAGAAGGAGGAGCCAAAGGAGAAUGCUGUCACCGAGAUGGCAGAGAAGCAGUCGGCCACCGCUCCAACAGCCGCACCGGCCUCCGGCACAGCUACACCAGCAUGGUCAAGGCCAGCAUCUCUCUACCCAUCCGGCGUUGAGUACCGCAACUCGCAAGCAGACGAUCUCAGUGAAAUCAAGUGCGAUGUCAUGGUCAACUGGCUUUACCAACAGCAGAUGGAACGUCUCUGGACUGCUGGUGGCAUCGACGAGGGUGUUGUUCUCAAAAAGACCCGUGGACAGUACACAUGCUGUCCAGGUGACAUCGUGGAUGAGCCAUAUGGUUUCUUCAAGGCCGUUGAGACUCUUAACGUCAGGGUUGCCAUGACCGUCAACACCAGAGUCAUCAAGCUCUUCCUCCACAAGAACAGUCGACCAUAUGUUCCACUGAAGAACGGCCUGCGUCUGCAGGUUCUGCCAGACAUCUCGUACCUGCCCCGAUGUCAGAAGCAUCAGUUCGCCGCCUUCAUCGCCGACCGCGGCCUCCUCGUUGUCUGGGAUGAUGAGCCACGACACCUUCUCGACCGUGCGCACAAGAUCGAGAAGUCGCUCAUGGAGAUGAUCUGGGAUGAGACUUCAGAAGAUGAGGACAUGAAAAAGGAGGGGAGUGUGAACGUCGCCGAAGUCCUGGACGAGGACGGAGAGGUUGUCGAACGCGGUCAAGUCGAGAAACCUCGCCGUAUCGUCCUCUACCAGCCGUUCAUCACUGGCGUGACCUUGCUGCUCACCUUCUUGGCUUUGGGACUCGGCUUCAAGGCGGUCGCUACCGAAACCUAUGUCGACAGCAACUACAUCCGAGUGGCAUUCAUCGCUGUCCUGCCGCUUCAGAUCUGGAUCGCACUCUUCUUCUUCCAGUCCCUCGUCGGCAAUGUGGCACAAAUCAUCGGUCCAAUCGCGCAAAUGAACACCAACACGAAAUUCUACUCGGGUGUCAAGCCAAAGCGUCUUCGAAGAGAUAACAGUCCCCUGCCACAUGUCACAAUCCAAAUGCCCGUCUACAAAGAAGGUCUCGUACCUGUCAUCGAGCCUACUGUUCGCUCCAUUAAGGCCGCCAUCUCGACCUACGAAAUGCAAGGCGGCACUGCCAACAUCUUCGUCAACGAUGAUGGUAUGCAGCUCAUCUCCGAGGACGAUGCCCGCGCCCGCCAGGAUUUCUACGAUGAGCACAACAUUGGUUGGGUCGCCCGCCCAAAGCACAACCCAAAGCCAGCCGAGGACGAAGAGACGUUCCUUCGACGCGGGAAGUUCAAGAAAGCCUCCAACAUGAACUACGCUCUCUGGGCCAGCAACAGGGUUGAAGAGAAGCUCGAGGUCAUUACUCGCACACCUGGCUGGACCCAAGAAGACGAGGCAGGUGCUUACAGAGACGCCCUCGCUGAGGUCGUUGAUGAAGACAAAGGCCGCACUUGGGCUGAUGGCAACAUCCGUAUGGGCGAUUACAUCCUCAUCAUCGACUCUGAUACCCGUGUGCCUACCGACUGUUUCCUCGACGCCGUCUCCGAAAUGGAGCAAUCUCCACAGGUCGCCAUCAUCCAAUACUCGUCUGGUGUCAUGAACGUCACUGACUCCUACUUUGAGCGCGGAAUCACCUUCUUCACCAACCUCAUCUACAUUGCCAUUCGAUUCGCUGUUGCCAACGGUGACGUUGCGCCCUUUGUCGGCCACAACGCUGUUCUCCGCUGGGCUGCCGUCCAAGCUAUUGGCUACGAUUGUGAACUUGAUUCUCGCGAGAAGUUCUGGUCCGAGAACACUGUAUCCGAGGACUUCGAUAUGGCUCUGCGACUUCAAACUGCCGGCUACGUUGUACGACUUGGCGCAUACCAAGGCGAUGGUUUCAAGGAGGGUGUCUCGCUUACCGUCUACGACGAACUUGCCAGAUGGGAGAAGUACGCUUACGGUUGCUCCGAGCUCAUGUUCCAGCCCUUUCGCUACUGGCCAACCCGUGGCCCCUUCACCAAGCUCUUCCUGAAAUUCAUCGGAUCCAAGAUGCCACUGCCAUCAAAGUUCACCAUUAUGGCUUACAUCGGAACAUACUUCGCUCUCGCUUCCGCCUGGCUCUUGACACUCGCCAACUACUUCCUGAUCGGCUGGUUCAACGGAGCUCUCGACCACUACUACAUCGACUCUUUCAAGAUUUACUUUGCCAUCAUCAUUGUCUUCUCCGGUCUUGGAAACGUUGCCCUCGCUGUUCUCCGCUACCGUCUCGGCGAAUGCGGCUUCCUUAGAGCACUCCUUGAGAACUUCUCCUGGAUCCCGCUCUUGUCGAUCUUCUUGGGUGGUGUAUCGCUCCACGUCUCGCAAGCCAUCCUCUCCCACUUGUUCAGCAUCGACAUGACAUGGGGUGCAACGAGCAAGGAAGCCACAGAUACAACCUUCUUCCAGGAAGUGCCACGCUUGAUCAAGAAUUUCAAGGGUACUUUUAUUUUCUGCUUUGGAUGCUCGGCAAUGAUGGCCGUACUUGCGACUGUCGCUCCCUACUUCUGGAGGAUCGACACUUUCAUUGCCAUUUACCCACUUGCCACGAUCGUUGUUGGUCAUUUCUUCUUGCCUGUGGUGCUCAACCCAGGUUUGAUGAGGUUUACGUACUAA
Messenger RNA from Fulvia fulva, 2667 nucleotides. RefSeq lists its product as uncharacterized. Bases 1 to 2667 code for a protein of 888 amino acids. The transcript has 2 exons. The record is from RefSeq and is a predicted model, not a curated record. Lineage: Eukaryota; Fungi; Ascomycota; Dothideomycetes; Mycosphaerellales; Mycosphaerellaceae.